Dictyostelium purpureum is the source of this 354-nucleotide messenger RNA. RefSeq lists its product as uncharacterized. Lineage: Eukaryota; Evosea; Eumycetozoa; Dictyosteliales; Dictyosteliaceae. The record is from RefSeq and is a predicted model, not a curated record. The transcript is spliced from 2 exons. Bases 1 to 354 code for a protein of 117 amino acids.
AUGAAUCAAGAAGUUAAUAAAGUCCAAAAUAUUGUUGAAAGUAAAAAUUCAAGACAAGAUGAUCGUAUAACAACCUUGGAGAAAAUGAAAUGCGAUGAAUUAGAAUCAACAAAAAAAAGUGAAAUGGAUAUCCCAACAGAAAUCCAUAUUUUUCUUAAACCUUCUAAUGUUACCCAUAAAAGACAUCGUCUAAAAGACUCUACCAUUGAAUUGUGUAUUCUUCUCAAAGAAUGGAAUCGUCAAAUUCAAGAUGUUGUAUAUGAUAUUCUCAAUAAAAAAAAGGAUGGAAGAGUUCACAACAAGCGUGAUAAUAAUAAUAAAAAGAGUGAUAUCUGUAUGAUCCAAAAUACUUAA